GCUUCGCGAGACGUCACAUCAUGGCCGACAAUGCUCAACGUCCGCGUCCGCCGCCUAAUCGACGCAGAGACAAAGUCCAGCUUUCCUGCGACCCUUGCAGACGCCGAAAGCUGAGGUGUGACCGACAGCACCCAUGCGGAGCUUGCUCAAGGCGUGGCCUCACCCACUCUUGCAGUUAUGCUACGACGUCUUCUCCGCCCGAUGCUCGGCGUAAUGUUCAGCGGUCCGUUGCUCCACGGCAGUCCACCAGCCUUCAAGGCAGAAUCUCUGAACUGGAGAGCCUUGUCGUGACACUCAUGAAAGGCCAGCCACUCCCAAGCCCGCCCGCCCUGGCAUCGCCGAGACCAAGCUCGCUAUCAAUCGCAGAUGGGUUCUCUGAGAUUCAGAGACUGAAUGAAAAUCACGCUGGAGCUGCAUCGCCGGCCGACCCUGGCACCCUAAAGUUGCGCGAGUCUGGGACCAGCUAUUUCCAGAGUAUUCAUUGGGAGGCUAUCCUGACCAAAAUAAGAGGAUUGAAGGAGGAUUUGGUCACUGAUAGCACGGCUCUGCCCGGUUCGCACUUGUUCUAUGGCCCGAACCGUCAUGCCACUCGAGAUGAAAUCCUGGCUGCUGUUCCUCCUCGUACAGUUGUUGACCGCCUCAUGGCCCUUCAUUUUGAUUCCUACAUGAUCACUCCGUAUCUCAUUCAUUGCAAUAAAUUACUCCGAGAGACCUUCACCAUUGACUUUGCCGACGAGCGGGCCGAAUCGCUCAAGGUGGAGUAUCUUACUAUGAAAGAUGUCUUCCGGGAGAAGGCCGUUCAGUGUCUCAUUUUGUCCAGGUAUACAAGGGGAGGCCCGUAUAUCCUGGAAACUCUUAUAACGAUCCUUACUGGAGAGUUUGUGCUCUUGAAAGAGAGCGCGACGGAUAGCUGGCUUUUGAUCAGUCUGAUACUCCAUCUUGCAGUGCGCAUGGGCUAUCACCGAGACCCAGAUCACUUUCCUGGAGUAUCUCCAUUCGAGAGUGAGAUGCGUAGACGCGUCUGGGCUAUAAUCAUUCAAUUAGAUCUCGCUCUCUCCUUGGAGAUGGGCCUUCCUCGAAGUGCCACAGAUACGCACAUCGAUACAAAACAGCCCCGCAAUCUGUACGACAGCGAUUUUGAUGAAGACACAACCGAGAUGCCUCCGCCGAGGCCAGAAACAGAAUGGACGCCGGUGCUCCCUCUCAUUGCGAAAGGGCGACUAAUAUCAGCCCUUGGCUUGAUUUGCGACAUCAACAGCGAUAUUAAUCCCCCUUCCUACGACGAGCUUAUUAAGGCCGACGCACUUCUUGAAGACGUGCACAAUCGUGCGAUUCCGCCUGUGCUGCGCUGGCAAAGUAUGCCAGCACCCAUUACGGAUAGUCCAAGCCUUGUGGUACAGCGGGUGAGUGUGGAGAUGACCUAUCACAAAUCACGCAUCCUACUGUACCGAAGAGCAUUGAUCAACUACCCAGUUAGACAACCCCAAGAGCGGGACAGGGAGUCGAUGCUUCACGAAGAGUCUCAGCCAUUUGGUCGUUUGUAUCAGCUUAGAUGGAAGGUCAGCCAUAUUUUUAACCAGGAUGUUCUCCUCGCAACGAGCGUUCUUUGUCUUUAUCUUCAAGACGUCGAUAAAUUUGAAGUAUCCGAGACUGCGGGACAGACAACGUGGUCGCUUAGGGCUGAAGAGAUUCGACAGCAACUAACAAUAUCGCACAAGGUUUGGCUUCAAAUUAGUACGGCAUCUGCGGAAGCUGGGAAAGUAGCAAAGGCUCUUAGCAUCGUCCUUGGAAAUACAGAAGCGUCUGUCGUGGACGGUAACGGCUGCGCUUCUUACGACUUUCUGACGGAUUUUGAUGCCAGGCCUCUCAAUGAACUUGGCGCAGCUUUCAACAAUCAAUGUGAGAAACACACUCCGCCAUACCGAUUGCCACUGAUGAAAGUUUUAUCAGAUUUUCCGUCUGGCUUCUACUAUCCUCUCACAUUUUUCGAUAACGUACUGGAAUCUCGGGGAGUAUGA
Aspergillus nidulans FGSC A4 is the source of this 2018-nucleotide messenger RNA. RefSeq names its product Zn(II)2Cys6 transcription factor. Gene Ontology annotation, biological process: DNA-templated transcription; regulation of transcription by RNA polymerase II; regulation of DNA-templated transcription. The coding region runs from base 21 to 2018 and encodes 665 amino acids. Gene Ontology annotation, cellular component: nucleus. The transcript is spliced from 5 exons. The record is from RefSeq and is a predicted model, not a curated record. NCBI's taxonomy places the organism in Eukaryota, Fungi, Ascomycota, Eurotiomycetes, Eurotiales, Aspergillaceae. Gene Ontology annotation, molecular function: zinc ion binding; DNA binding; DNA-binding transcription factor activity, RNA polymerase II-specific.